AUGACAGAUAAUAUUCAAAUACCUGAGAAUCUUGAUGAAUCAACAAGUAUUGAACUCAGUAAUGAUGAUAAGAAAAAUGAUCGACGACAAAAUACAUUGACUGAUACUGUACUUCGUACAAAUUCUGAUCUAGCAUUCCCAUCGUCAUCAACACGAUAUUUUAUUGUUCAUAAAGGAAAUUUAAUUGAACAAGAAUCGAAUAAUAUAACAAAUAGAUGUUUAAAUUCCAUUGUUAAACGUCGAUCAACAAUAGAUGAUCCAUCAAUUUCAUUUAAUCAAAAUGUAUCGACACGUAUUCAUCAAACAUAA
Molecule: messenger RNA, 309 nt
Organism: Rotaria sp. Silwood2
Lineage: Eukaryota; Metazoa; Rotifera; Eurotatoria; Philodinida; Philodinidae
Source: the annotation of a GenBank genome assembly